UUUGUCCUUGCAACCAGGCAGGUGAACUUGAGAACUUCAAUGAUGGUGCUCGACAAUAAAGUCCUAGCUGCCUCUGACCCAAAGCCUGAGGAGCCAGAGGAAGAUGAGGAAGAGGAGCUAGAGGAUCCACAAGACACACUGAAGGAAGAAUGCAGGGAGAAAGCAGAGUGUCAGAAAUUACGGGCCGUUUUAGAGGAGUGUAAUGACAGAGUAAACAGUAAAUCCAAGACCUCAGAAACCUGUGAUCAGGAGCUGUAUGAUUUUGUACACUGCGUGGAUCAUUGUGUUGCCAAAUCAUUAUUCUCCAGACUAAAAUAAUGGUGGUUAGUUAUCUAGAUGAAAAAAAAUAUACAGUUUGUGUGGAGUAGCUGCAAGCCCUGCAUUAGCACCAAGGACUUCUGUCACAGUUUGUGGUUUUUCGUCACAUGACACAGUAUACCAGUAUACCCUAGAGUGAAAAUUGUUUUGCCAAUACUAUCAUUCAGUUUGUAUUCACUUGUAGUUGAUAUUCACAUGAUGGAUUAGCUGUGUCAGCUGCUUUAAAUCACAUAAUAAAGCCAAUUUAUAUUGAA
Liolophura sinensis is the source of this 572-nucleotide messenger RNA. RefSeq names its product cytochrome b-c1 complex subunit 6, mitochondrial-like. Lineage: Eukaryota; Metazoa; Mollusca; Polyplacophora; Chitonida; Chitonidae. The record is from RefSeq and is a predicted model, not a curated record. The transcript has 4 exons. The coding region runs from base 40 to 318 and encodes 92 amino acids. Gene Ontology annotation, biological process: mitochondrial electron transport, ubiquinol to cytochrome c. Gene Ontology annotation, cellular component: respiratory chain complex III.